AUGGCCAAGGCCCGUAACCAUGGAGCCCGCCGAGACGACUCCCAUCCGGGCGCUGCUCCGGGCCCAAGCGAAGAGGAUAGAAGCCUCCUCACCGAUGACCCCCUCUCCCACGAAUACCAUGAUCGCCAGGCCGGCCAUUCCGCCGGCCCGCGCGACGACUACUUCGUACCCCCGAAACAACAGUCCGCCGCGCCACUCCGUCAAGCCCUCCGGUCCCCGGGGACGCCACGCACCCCGAACCGCGUCCGCUUCGACCUCAUCCCCUCCAUCGUUCAGCCCUCGCCGCCCCGGCCCUCGAUGACGAACAGCAAUGGCUCGCGCCCCAGCCGCGACAGCUUCGACGUCGACGACGACGAGAUCUUUCAGCACGCGCCGGGGUACGAUGACCACGACGACCACCACCGCCUGCCUCUCCUGACGGACAUCGAGGCGCCCUCCGUUGCGCUCGCCAAUAGUCAGUGGGGCGAGGAUGUACACGAGUGGGCAGAGACGGAGCUCAACCGCCCCAAGUCCGGGCUGAAGAUGGCCUUCAUGAACAUGGCGAACUCCAUCAUCGGGGCCGGCAUCAUCGGGCAGCCGUACGCGUUCAAGCAGGCGGGCAUGCUGGGCGGGAUCAUACUGCUGUUGGGGCUCACGAUCGUCGUAGACUGGACGAUCUGCUUGAUUGUGGUCAACAGCAAGCUUUCCGGGAGCAACAGCUUUCAGGGGACUGUGGAGCACUGUUUCGGACGGACCGGCUUGAUCGCCAUCUCGGUCGCGCAGUGGGCGUUUGCUUUUGGCGGAAUGGUGGCGUUCGGCAUCAUCGUGGGCGACUCAAUACCGCACGUUUUGACGGCCAUUUGGCCGGAUCUGAGGGAGAUGCCCGUGUUGGGUCUCUUGGCGAAUAGGCAGGUUGUUAUUGUCGUUUUUGUGCUGGGCAUAAGUUAUCCGUUGACUUUGUACCGGGACAUCGCCAAGCUGGCUAAGGCGAGCACACUCGCGCUCAUCAGCAUGGGCGUGAUCGUAGCGACGGUCGUGAUCCAGGGAGCUCUGACCCCCAAGGCGGACCGGGGCUCAUUUACACCUGCUCUCCUGACUGUGAACAGUGGCAUUUUCGAGGCCAUUGGUGUCAUCUCAUUCGCUUUUGUCUGCCACCACAACUCCCUCCUAAUUUACGGGUCUCUCAAGACUCCCACCAUAGACCGCUUCUCGCGGGUGACGCACUACUCAGUCGGCAUCUCAACGGUCGCCUGCCUCAUCGUCGCCCUCGCCGGCUUCCUUACCUUCGGCGACAAGACGCUCGGCAACGUCCUUAACAAUUUCCCCGCCGACAAUGUUAUGGUCACCAUCGCGCGCCUCUGCUUCGGCCUCAACAUGCUGACCACCCUUCCCCUCGAGGCCUUCGUCUGCAGAGAGGUCAUGUUCAAUUACUUCUUCCCCGGCGAGCCCUUCAACAUGAACCUGCACCUCAUUUUCAGUUCUAGCCUGGUCGUCUCCGCCAUGAUCAUGAGCCUGGUGACGUGCGACGUCGGCGCCGUCUUCGAGCUCGUCGGCGCCACCUCGGCGUGCGCGAUCGCGUACAUCCUGCCGCCGCUGUGCUACAUCAAGCUCAGCUCCCGCUCGUGGAAGACAUACGUCGCGGGCGGCAUCGUCGUCUUCGGCACCGUGGUGAUGGUCAUUACCUUGAUACAGGCGGUCGCCAAGAUGAUUAGCAACGACAGCGGCCCGGCCAAGUGCAUGUAA
This is a messenger RNA of Colletotrichum aenigma, 1722 nucleotides long. RefSeq names its product Vacuolar amino acid transporter 2 (gene AVT2). NCBI's taxonomy places the organism in Eukaryota, Fungi, Ascomycota, Sordariomycetes, Glomerellales, Glomerellaceae. Gene Ontology annotation, cellular component: endoplasmic reticulum. Gene Ontology annotation, molecular function: amino acid transmembrane transporter activity. The transcript is spliced from 4 exons. Gene Ontology annotation, biological process: amino acid transmembrane transport. The record is from RefSeq and is a predicted model, not a curated record. Bases 1 to 1722 code for a protein of 573 amino acids.